Messenger RNA from Episyrphus balteatus (marmalade hoverfly), 2650 nucleotides. RefSeq lists its product as uncharacterized. Gene Ontology annotation, cellular component: centrosome; cytoplasm; nucleus. The record is from RefSeq and is a predicted model, not a curated record. The transcript has a single exon. The coding region runs from base 369 to 2432 and encodes 687 amino acids. Gene Ontology annotation, molecular function: protein kinase activity; ATP binding. Lineage: Eukaryota; Metazoa; Arthropoda; Insecta; Diptera; Syrphidae. Gene Ontology annotation, biological process: protein phosphorylation; chromosome segregation.
GGUCAGAAACAGAGAUUCAAUGCUUACAAGUUGCAAUAGAAAUAAAAAAUAUAGCCAGCACAGCAGCAUAAUCUUCUCUACCUGCUGAGAUUUUAUUCUGACUCUCAACUCAAUAGUGUGUGCGAAAAAGCAAACCAAAAUCUUGGCCCUCCUGUCCACAGGUUACUCUUUCAUUCCCGACUUCUAGUUGUAGUUUAACCAUUGACACGUAAAGAACUCUUCGGAUAUUGUGGAUACGUGUUUUUUUUCAUUUUUGUCUCAUCUGUUUCGUACGAGUAUUUGAAAAAAAGUAACGGACAAUUUGGGAAUCCGGUUUGAUUUAGGAGUAAUCUGUGUGCAGUGGCACAUUUUUAUUUUUAUUCAUUACUAUGGAAGAAUCUACAUUUCAAAUGAAAACUUUACAAGACUACGAAGUUAUAUCGGUAAUUGGGAGUGGUGCUUUUGGAACGUGUUUCAAAGUGCGCGAUAAAGACAGUGGCGAAAUCUAUGCCUGGAAGGGUAUGGAUUAUGAUGAACUCAGCGAAACAAAAAAAGAAUCUUUGAUAUCAGAAAUUAAUGUUUUAAGACAACUGAAACAUCCAAAUAUCGUGCAAUAUCAUCAUCAUAUCGUUAAUCAUGAAACAAAGUCCAUAUUCAUUGUCAUGGAAUGCUGUGAAGGUGGUGACCUAUCACAACUUAUCGACAAGUGCCGCAAAGAAAAGUUGCGUUUUGAAGAGAAAUACAUUUGGAGGAUACUUUUUCAAAUUUGCAAAGCCUUACAAGUUUGUCAUAAUAAAAUCAAAGAAGGUACAAUCCUUCAUCGGGACAUAAAACCAGCAAACAUAUUUUUAGACACCGAAGGCAAUGCAAAACUUGGAGAUUUUGGAUUGGCUCGUGUUCUACGAAGAAAUGAGAGCUUCGCUGAGACUUUUGUUGGAACACCAUACUAUAUGAGUCCAGAAAUUGUCAAGGGAUCUAAAUACGAUCGAAAAUCAGAUGUCUGGGCUGUGGGUUGUCUUAUUUACGAAAUGUGCUCCCUUCGUCCACCUUUUAAGGGACGAAAGUUUGAGCAAUUAUCGAAGAAUAUUUCUGGAGGAAAGUACAAUUGUAUUCCUAGUUGUUACUCGAGUGACAUGCAAGAAAUAAUCUCGUUUAUGCUUGAGGUGGAAAAUGACUCCAGCCCCAGCAUCGAUAUUAUUACACGACAUCCAGUUUUGAUAAGAAAUAUUGUUGAUAUUCCAAAUGAAUUUCCUAAAUUAAUAACAAUCGAGGAAGUCGAAGAAGAUUCCAAAUGGAAACUGACCUUUACUCCAAGAGAAGAUCUCUCCAGCACAGCAUUAACUCACUUGACUGUAAAUGAAGAAGUUGAUAAACAUGUAACAGGAGUAUCAACACCUGUAUUGCGUUCAGAAAUAUUCAAUUCGACUAGAAGACGAAUCAAUCCUCGAACUCUUAAUUGCUCUGAUCCAGAGCUUUAUGAGAGUAUACGUGAAAUUGAAACAGAAGGUGAACCCACCAUUAAGCCCACAACAAAGGGCUACAGUCCAACGGUUAUUACACAGACAAUUUUCGAAAAGACACUUCAAGAUCGUUUGCAUGCUAUUCGGGCUCAUGAGAGCUUACUUAAACACAGAGAAGCAAAUAUUCUGGUGCGUGAGAAAAAUUUAAAUGAACGCGAGAAACGUAUUCAAGAAAUGGAGAGAAACUUGGAAGCGAAACAAGCAGCAGUGGAACUUAUGUCUAAGCGGAUAAAGAAUGAAAGGAAACCUAAACCUCUUCCUCCUCGUCGGACAUUGUCAACACGUAAUAUUGCUCCAGUUAGAGAUUGCAACGAUACGUAUUGCAGUAUUGAACCUAACGAUACUGUGCUACCACCAACUGUUGCAAAACUCAACUUUGCAGCUAUGCCACCACCAAAAUCUCUCGCACGAAAAGUUACCUUUAAAUCUCCAAAGAAAUUUACAAAAUAUGACAUUGAAAAUAUUCCACCAGCAGCAACGAAUGGUGGACGUGAUUCUAAAUGCAGUACACUUCGAUCUAGUGUAUCGUCAAAAACAAGCGAAGAAUCUGAUGGAGGUCAUAGUCAUAAAAGAAAAUCAAUUCUUUCAAUUUUUGGUCUGAACAAGGUAAAUAAGGAUAAUAAAUCAACAACAAAUCAACAAGAUCAUAAAAGUUCCAAUGAGAUAUUGGAUAAAUGCCAGCCAGAAGAGUUAUCUUCAAUGUGGACUUCGGAAAAUAAAAAGGCUGCAUUCGAUAUGCUGGCAGCUAUGAAUGCUGCUGCUGAGAAAUUUGGAAGUAAUGAUGUUGAACAAAUUAAUUCUAGGAAAUGUCGCCAAUCAGUACACGAACGAGGAGGUUCAUUGAGACGAAGUCAACUUAUUCGAAGGUCAGUCAUUGGAUUAUCUACAGGAUUGACGAAGCUACCUGAUCAUGGAUCUCGAAUAAUUGUUUGAAGGUUUUUCAUUUUAGUUUGUUUAAUCUUUGUAUUUGUGUAAAGGCAAUAAAAAUGUAAUUAAGCUUUGUGUGAUAGAUGGAAAUGUGAUUUAAGGGAUAUUCCCAGGUUGUAAAAUAAAGAAAAAAGAAAAUACAUGUUUUAAGGUCAUAGUAAUUAUUGAUGUAAUUGUGCUUGAAUAAAAAGAAUUUGUAUAUUAUAUAAAUGUACCUUUUGAAA